AUGCUUUCUCAAUCUUUCAAAAGAUUUUUUUCUGCUAUGUCCAAGAAGAACGUGGCUGUUAUCCUGUCUGGUUGUGGAGUGUAUGAUGGUAGCGAGAUCCAUGAGGCUGUAUUCGUGAUGGAGAGCAUUAGCCGUAACAAUGCGAACUAUCAGUGCUUUGCUCCUAACAUGGAACAGAUGCAUGUUGUGAACCAUCUCACUGGAGAACCAUCAUCCGAAAAGCGCAAUGUGCUCGUGGAGAGCGCUAGAAUUGCGAGAUCCAACGUACAGGAUUUGAACAACCUGGACGUUUCCAAAUAUGACGCAAUCAUUCUUCCGGGAGGGUUUGGAGCUGCCAAAAACCUGUCGAACUUCGGAGUCGUGGGUGCGGACAUGGAGGUGAAGGAGGGAGUCUCCUCGGCUGUGAAAGCCUUCCAUUCCGCAAAGAAGCCGAUUGGCGCUUGCUGCAUCGCUCCUGUGAUCCUGGCGCGCACUCUCCCUGGAGUUAAAGUCACUUUAGGCCAGGAGCAGGUGAGCGAGGAGUAUCCCUAUGCCGAUGCUUGCAAGGCAGCGACGGUGAUGGGAGCGACGCAUGUACCUUGUGGCGCUACGGAUAUUUGCGUUGAUGCUGAGAACCGUGUGGUGACGACGCCCGCGUACAUGCGCAAUAGCCCGAUUCAUGUAGUGCGCGAUGGAAUUAACAAGAUGGUGGAGGAAGUGCUGAAGAUGGCUUUGUGUGUUUGA
Messenger RNA from Blastocystis hominis, 723 nucleotides. RefSeq lists its product as hypothetical. The coding region runs from base 1 to 723 and encodes 240 amino acids. The transcript is spliced from 6 exons. NCBI's taxonomy places the organism in Eukaryota, Bigyra, Opalinata, Blastocystidae. The record is from RefSeq and is a predicted model, not a curated record.